Molecule: messenger RNA, 1261 nt
Organism: Pungitius pungitius (ninespine stickleback)
Lineage: Eukaryota; Metazoa; Chordata; Actinopteri; Perciformes; Gasterosteidae
Gene: mrps16
Product: mitochondrial ribosomal protein S16
Exons: 4
Coding region: 255-665 (136 amino acids)
Biological process (GO): mitochondrial translation
Cellular component (GO): mitochondrial small ribosomal subunit; ribosome
Molecular function (GO): structural constituent of ribosome
Source: RefSeq, a predicted model, not a curated record
GCUACGUCACUUCCUCUUUAAACAUGGCCGCGCGCUGACAAAUGUCAUAUUUCUCCUGUGGCUGUAAACAUUCAGUUAUUAACGUUUAUUUUUAUCAGCUUUCCAUCAAAAAAUAAAGAAGGAGAAAGCGGUGAAUAUCCUUGAUUCACUCCGUUCAACAUCGGCAGCGGUAUUUUGGUAAUUUUUUGCUCGGUUCUAAAGCGCACUAAGUUGGGUAAAAGUGUCAGAAGUUGCAGGGUAAUCGAGCCAACACCAUGGUUCAUGUAUCAUCUCUCCUGCUUAAGAAUUACCACGGAGGUUACGUUGUCAUCCGAUUGGCUCUCGCAGGCCACAAACAAGCCAACAGACCUUUUUAUCGAAUCGUGGCAGCUUAUAACAAAAGGGCAAGAGAUGGAAAAUACAUAGAGCAGCUGGGCACCUACGACCCCCUCCCCAACAUCUACAAUGAGAAACUUGUCAGCUUCAACUUCGACCGAAUCAAGUACUGGAUCGGCUGCGGCGCACACCCUACAAAGCCAAUUUCUAAACUUCUAGGGUUGGCAGGAUUUUUCCCUCUGCACCCAAUGACGAUAACAGAGGCAGAGCGUCAGAGAGCACAAACUGAGCCGAUAGCAACAGGACCCGAAGAUGAUCUACAUGAUGGACAGAAGGAGGCUGAAGUGUGAUAAUUAAAGCUGGGAAUAAAAAGGAUGAGUUAUUUGGAGAACACUGAUUGAUGUAUUUCAUAACUUUCUUGAAAGAAUGCCAGAUUAAGAUAGUGUUGUUGUAGUAGUGGCUAUCGACGCUUCUUUUUAAAACUGAUUCUCAAAAAAAAGCUAUUGUUUCAUGCUAUUGAGGGAGGAGGUCCGUGACAGAUAGUUGUGUGUUUAAUGUAUAUGACUUAAAUAAAAUGAUUCAAUAUUAUUCCAUUUCGUUGUCGUUCAAGCAGAUUCUUUUUACAUCUUACUUCGUGUAUCAUUUUCAAGACCUUUGAUGGAAAAAAUAUUUUGUUUACUUUGAACUUGUCUCAUGAAGAGUGUCAUUUUAAAUUGUUAGGUGUGGGUUUUUUUUUCUAUUUAAAAUGAAUAAAAAGGAAAUGGUCUGUGGGCUAAGCCAACAUAAAAUAAAUGACUUGGCUUUGUUUAAACUGUAUAAAGUUCCUGUGCCUCAACAAUCCGCACAUUCUCUACACAGUGAAAAAUUUGAGAUUACAAAAUGUUAAUAUUUGAUUUUUGGUUUAUUGUAUUGCUUUUGCCAAAAAUAAAAUGCAGUUAAACAAUGA